Molecule: messenger RNA, 8301 nt
Organism: Sipha flava (yellow sugarcane aphid)
Lineage: Eukaryota; Metazoa; Arthropoda; Insecta; Hemiptera; Aphididae
Gene: faf
Product: probable ubiquitin carboxyl-terminal hydrolase FAF-X
Exons: 43
Coding region: 535-8301 (2588 amino acids)
Biological process (GO): cell migration; protein deubiquitination
Cellular component (GO): nucleus; cytosol
Molecular function (GO): cysteine-type deubiquitinase activity; cysteine-type endopeptidase activity
Source: RefSeq, a predicted model, not a curated record
AACCGUGUCCCUCUUACUCGACCCUAUCCUUCUCACUCCCUCGCUCUAUCCAAGAUACAAUAAUUGUUAUUUCAUAUCGAAAUUGGCUCGCUAAAUAUUAUACGUGAUAUACUAUACAUGUAUAUUUUUGUAUAUCAAAAAUAUUAUUGAAGUUAUAACUAUUAAUAAGUGUACAUUACAAAUAAAUUUAAAUCGAAGUCACCGAUUCUCUCGCGUUCGACCCGCUAUAUUUGAUUACUGAACGCAGUAGGGCACUCCGCAUGUAGUUUUCGACCGGACGCUCGUCGUAUGAUUAAUCGCAUUGACCGGACGACGCUAGAACGUUUUACCCGACCGAAAGUGCUCGGCGUCAAUGUUAUUUUUAUUGUCGCCGUCGUCACCGCUGUCACGAUUACUGCUUAGGCUAGUUCGUCGCACAGCAGACCAGCCGUCGUCGCACCGGCGCGUCAGCUUCUGCCUCUCAAACGGCACGUAAACAUCGCACGCCGGUUGUGCAUGUAUAGUCGACAGACUUAGAAUAUCAACAACAUCCCGAUGACUAUUGCGACUCGUGGACAAACCGUCGGAUUAGAUUCGGCCGAUAAUCAAACAAAUGUUCAAAAUGUAUCUCAACAAAAUACACAAAUCCACAGUGUUUUGUCCAACAUUAACAUUUUACAGCCACAAGCUGUCGAAUCACAUCAUAUGCCUGAACAGACGGACAAUGAAACAACAGAUGAAAGUAUCAAAUCUGAUAUGGAAAACAUAGAAGAUAAUACACCUAAAGAAGAAGAUGAAGAAGAAGAAGAAUUAGUGUUCCCCAUUAUUAAACUAGUUAAUCUGGAAGAAAAAAUUCAUAGCCAACGAUGGAUUGUACCAGUAUUACCUGAUCAAGAACUAGUUUCACUAUUAAAUAUUUCUAUAGCAUUGUGCAAAAAAGGAUUGGAUGUUAAUAAUGAAGGAUGCCAGAAAUUUUUCCGUGACGCUAUGAUUUUGUCCUUUACACGAAUAUUAACAGAUGAUGCUGUAAACAGCUGGAAAGUUAACAUUCAACAAUAUAUUAUGAAUAAUUGUAUGAAACUAGUAGAACUGUUGGUGCUCAAACUUGACGAUGACAACUUUCCAUUUAUAGAAAUGCUUGGGAUGUUGUUUAAUCCUUUAAAUAAAUUUCAUUUGUUCAAUUGUGCGAAACAAUCUGAUUAUAUGUCAUCAGAAAUGUUUGAUUUAUUUGCAAGAACACCGCCAGAUUCAAGGGCUCCUAGGGGAUGGCUUGUUGAUCUGUUAAAUAAAUUUGGACUCCUAGGUGGUUUUCAAAAAUUAUCUGAUAGAUUUCAAUCAAAUAAAGUUCUUACUGUUCCAAUCAUUUCUGGACUAAUCAGGCCUUUUGGUAGCUGUUCUGAACUUUUGACUGAAUCUACAAUUCAAAAAUAUUUGAUGCCAAUUGUGGAAAAAAUACCUAGUAUUUUAGAUGUAUUAACUGAUGAUGAAUUAAAAAAAGAAACAAAAAAUGAAGGGAAAAAUGAUGCUAUAUCUUCAAUAAUUAAAGCUUGCAAACAACUUGCUAUGAAAGUACCAAAACAGGAAGAAUUAAUUAAACAAUUAGAAAUUUUUAGACUUAAGAUGUUACUUAGAUUAUUACAAAUAUCAUCUUUCAAUGGAAAAAUGAAUGCUUUAAAUGAAGUUAAUAAAGUGAUUUCCAAUGUUACAUAUACUCCUCAUAGGCAUAUUGAUCACGAUGAAGAGUAUUUAACUCCAGAAAGAAUGGCUAAAUGGAUUAAAGAAAAUAAUGUAUUAGAAAUAGUUCUUCGGGAUUCCCUCCAUCAACCUCAAUAUGUAGAGAAACUAGAAAAAAUAAUUCGUUUUGUGAUUAAAGAACAGGCCUUGUCAUUGAGUGAUUUAGAUGCAUUAUGGGCUGCUCAAGCUGGUAAACAUGAUGCAAUUGUGAAAAAUGUUCACGACUUAUUAGCAAAGCUUGCCUGGGAUUUCUCCCCAGAACAAUUAGACCACCUAUUUGAAUGUUUUCAUGCCAAUUGGACUAAUGCUAAUAAGAAACAAAGAGAAAAAUUGUUAGAACUAAUAAGACGAUUAGCUGAAGAUGAUAAAGAUGGUGUUAUGGCUCAUAAAGUGUUAAUGUUAUUUUGGAAUUUGGCUCAUGGAGAAGAUGUCUCUACUGAGAUAAUAGAUCAAGCAUUAUCUGCUCAUGUUAAAAUUUUGGAUUAUAGCUGUGCACAAGACCGUGAUGCUCAAAAAACAGCUUGGCUUGAUAAAUGUGUUGAUGAACUUCAAAAUAAUAGUUCGUGGGUACUUCCAGUCUUAAAACAUAUGAGAGAUAUAUGUAUGUUAUAUGAUCCUACUCCGGUUGGUGCUCAUCCAUCUCAUACUCACACUGUGUAUCGACAAGAAAUUGUUACACGUCUACAAAAUCAACAUACUUUAGUAUCUUUAGUCACUGAUAAUUUAUCAAAGUAUAUGGAUGAAGUAAGAAAAUUUGUACAAGUAAAUCCAAAUACAGAUCCUGCUAAAUAUUAUCCUGAUGGCCGUUAUUGUCAUUUACAACAAGUUCAAGAAAGAUUAUACUUCUUGAAAUUUUGUUUGAAGGACGGCAAUCUUUGGCUGUGUGCUGAUCAAGCACAUCAAAUUUGGGUAUCACUGGCUGAAAAAGCAGCAUUCUUGGCUGAUCGUGAGGCUGGUUUUCGAUGGUUUUCAAAAUUAAUGGGUGAAGAACAAGAUAUUGACCCUGCAAUUAAUACUAAAUUUUUUAUUAACAACCUGCUGCAGCUUGAUCCAACUUUACUUACUGAAAAUGGAAUAAAAUGUUUUGAGCGGUUUUUCAAAGCAGUCAAUGUUAAGGAAGGAAAAUUAAUUAAAAAAAGACGUUGUUAUCAAAUGGAAAAUAUAGAUUUAAUUGGUGUAGAUUAUUUAUGGAAAGUUGUAACUAAUUGCAGUGAAGAUAUAGCAGCACAUGCAAUAGAUUUACUUAAAGAAGUUAACACAAAUCUUGCUCCUAGGCUGCAAGCUAAUCCUCUUGAAUUUCACCAAACAUUUGUUGCUGAAUGUUUAGAAAGAUUACGUGCCCAUUUUGAUACUGUUAGCAUUCUUUCUAAAGUAUCAAUGACUAAAGAUGAUGUCAUUGAAAGAAAUAUUGAAGUUACUAAAAUGAUCAGGGUUAUGAAAGUGUUGUAUGAAUAUUUAGGAGAAUGUGACGCAUCAUUUAAUGGGGAUCGUUCUUUAUUACCUUUGCAUAGAGCUUGUAGGGGAAAACAUAUUACUGUGAUUGUCCGUCUAACUAAUGCCAAUCGUUCUUUAGUAGAUGAUCAUGAGCUUGUUAUGCAUAGUAAUGAUAAUAUAUCAUGUGUACGGCGACAAUUGUUAAAAAGAUUACGAAAUAGUGGAACAAUUACAGCCAUUACUGGAACGCUAAAUAUCAAAUUAGAUAUUUUCCCUGGUAGUAGUAUUGACCUUAUAAGUACAUUGGAUGACAACAAACUUCUUGGUGAACUCCCUUUCAGAGAUAAAUUGUAUCUUAAUGCUCGACUAAUGACUGCUAAUACAAAUUUAGCCAGUUCACCAGAUAGUAGUUCAGAUAGCUCUAUCACCAAUAACCAACCUUUCUAUGAUUAUAGUUUAAAUAUGGACGCAGAAAACUGUUUACCUACUGUGAUAAUUUCUGAAAAUCCAAAAUAUGUUAAUUUUUUUCUACAAGUAUCAGAUAAGGGUAUUGAAAUUGAAAACCAACAACUUCGAGAAGCAGCCAGAUGUAUUUUAAAAUUAAUCCCCCCUGCUGAAUCUACUGUGAAAAAAAUCAAGAAAUUUUUUACUUUCCAGUCAGAAUCUGAAGGGAAUGGUACCAAUGUACCAGUUGAUAGCAUAUAUUUUACUAAUUCCCCAUCUCAAAAUUUAUACAAUUUAGAGGUUUUAUAUUCAAUGUUAUUACCUGCUAUUGAUCCCAUGGCUGACAAAACUUUAGAAUUUCAAACUAAUUUUAUAACUAGUAAUCAUGCUCCUGAAAUUAUUCAAAUGCUUGUGUCAAAUAAAUUCAUUUUAGCAAAUGAUCAAAAUACUAAAAGGUCCAUAUAUUUAGUAGUGCUUAAAAUCUGUAGACUUGUUUUAUGUGUAAUGGGACAAAUUAUAACGCAGUUAUGUCAAUCCCCUGAAUUAAUUAUGGGUACAUCAACUGAUAAUGAACGCUGUUUGUAUAAAGGAAUAGAAGUUCUUGAUCAAGGCGAUGAUACUUUGACUUUAAUGAAAGAAGCAUUUGGCGUAGUGCCUAAUCCCAACUUAGAGUAUAUGUUGCGGAAUGUUACUUCUAAACUAGCACGAAGGUACAUUGAUAAAAUUGCCAUUGGUUGUGAAACCCUGGAAUCAUUGCAAGUGACUAUUAAUAAGUCCUUAUCAAAAUUUAUGCCAACUUUGGAUAUGAUUUGGACUACCAUACAAUUAGCUUGGGCAAUGGCUGGAGCAAAUCAACAUAAAUUUGAUGGUCAAUUAAACAAUACAGAUUUACAUAAUAAUUUAAAUGGGAAAGCAUUGGAAAUGGAAGAUAUGUGUGUUUGUAAAGAAGCAUUGGAAGUAUUAACUCUUUGUCUAUUUUUGAAGCCUAAUUAUCUAAGUCAAUUAAUGGAGAAAAAAGAUUGGCAAACAUUCUUUAUUGAUUUAAUUUUAUUAGCCAAUAAUAGGCAAGUUCGUUGUUCUGCUGCUGAACAGUUUAUAUUAAUAAUUAAGUUUAGUUGGAGUGCUGAACCAUUAUUAUCUACUCUUUCUUUAAUGUUUUCUGUACUUGAUGAAACUGUAUUAAAAUUUGCUCAAAACUCGUAUGAGUACUUUCAUGUUCUAACUUAUCUGUUAAAUUACGCUAGUCACGAAAGAAUUCCUGUGCCAGAUUUUAAAAUAUUAUUAAAUAAUGAGAUUAAAUGGUUAAAAGAUAUUAGAGAGAAAGUAAAAACUGAUGGUGACUCAGGAGUAGAAGAAGUAAUUCUUGAAGGUCACUUAAAUAUAACCAAAGAGUUAGUUCAAAUGAUUAGCAUAGAAAAGCGUGAGGAAAUUGGUUCCAAUGAAACUGCUGGCAUAAUGUUGAUCAAAGAAUUGCUUGAAGAUUUUAUUUUUCCUGCUUCUAAAUUAAUGGAAGAUUUGACUCAAUCUAUAGAAUUUGUAGAUAUUGAAGUUACACCAGUUUGUAAAUCUCCAAGUUCUACAAAUGCUGCAUUUGAUCUUAUUACAUCUCUCUGCAUUGGUUGUAUAGGAAAUUUAAAAUUGACUGUUGAAAUUCUCACUCAAUACUUUUAUUCAGAACGUGAAGAUCCUUUAAUUGAGUGGGACUUUCUGCCAAUGAUGGGUGCAAGAACUGCUCGUGGUUUUGUUGGUCUUAAAAAUGCUGGUGCUACUUGUUACAUGAAUUCUGUUUUGCAACAGUUGUAUAUGGUACAUCCUAUACGAGUAGGUAUACUAUCAGCACAUGGUGCAGCCAUAGAUAGUAAUGAUGAUUUUAAUGGUGAUGAUAGAAAUGACAAUGAGACUCAAAUGGAUGUUACUGAAGAUCGUAAUAAAUUUGAACAAUCUAGAAAAGAAUAUAAUGUUGGAAUAUUGAAACAAGUACAAGCUAUAUUUGGACACUUGGCGUUUAGUAAAGUCCAAUAUUAUGUACCAAGAGGGUUGUGGAAACAUUUCAAAUUACAAGGUGAACCAGUAAACCUUCGAGAACAACAAGAUGCUGUUGAAUUUUUUAUGAGUCUUGUUGAAAGUCUAGAUGAAGCUCUAAAAGUAUUAUCUCAAGAUCAGAUAAUGAGUAAAAAUCUUGGAGGCUCUUAUUCGGAUCAAAAAAUAUGUCAAGGUUGUCCACAUAGAUAUUCCAAAGAAGAACCAUUUAGUGUCAUCAGUGUAGAUAUAAGAAAUCAUUCAAAUUUGACUGAUUCCCUAGAACAAUAUGUAAAAGGAGAACUAUUAGAAGGAGCUGAUGCUUAUCACUGUGAUAAAUGCAAUAAAAAGGUUGUUACUGUUAAAAGAUUAUGUGUUAAAAAGUUACCACCUAUUUUAGCUAUUCAACUUAAAAGAUUUGAGUACGAUUUUGAAAGAGUAUGUGCCAUAAAAUUUAAUGAUUAUUUUGAAUUUCCUCGACACUUAGACAUGGAACCAUAUACAGUUUCAGGUUUAGCCAAAAUUGAAGGUGAAAUAAUUGAUUGCGAUUAUGAUAAGGCACAAGACGAAAAUCAUACCAAGUACCAAUUGACUGGUAUAGUUGUCCAUAGCGGUCAAGCUAGUGGAGGUCAUUACUAUUCUUACAUUCAAGACAGAAGUCCUGAAGGUUCAUCUAAAUGGUACAAGUUUGAUGAUGGAGAUGUAACUGAGUGUAAAAUGGAUGAAGAUGAAGAGAUGAAAACCCAAUGUUUUGGUGGAGAUUAUAUGGGCGAAGUUUUUGAUCACGCAUUAAAAAGAACUAGUUACCGAAGACAAAAAAGGUGGUGGAAUGCUUAUAUGUUAUUUUACACUAAAAUCGAUUCUAACAAAGAAUUACUAGUCAAUGGAAUGAGAAAGCUUAGUAUGGGUGAUAGACGCACUAGUAACACCAGUAUCAAAAUGCCCUCAUGUAUAAAACGUAGUGUUCAACAACAAAAUAUAAGAUUUUUACAUACUCGCAGUCAAUAUACAGAAGAGUAUUUUAAAUUCAUUCGUAACAUUGCUACAAUUAACUCGCCAAACAUGGUUUCAUCCAAUGAAUUACAAUCAUCUCAAAAUGCUACUGAUCAAGAAGAAUUAUCAUUAUUAUCUACUCAAUUAGUGAGCAAAUUUAUAUUUUAUGUUGGUCUGCAUACUAAGAAAUCUUUGAGAGGAAAUGCAAUGGAGUGGUAUGAUUUAUUAGCACCACAUAUUCGUACCUACGCAUCUGUUCGUGCUUGGUUUGCUAGAAAUAUAUUAUUUAAUUAUCCUCAAAGAUUUGUUGAAUAUUUGUUGCAAUGUAUGAGUUCUGAAGUACGAUCAUUUUUCAUUAAGCUUAUUGCAUACUUAGCUCAUUAUUCAUUACAAGAUGAUGCAAUUCUUAUUCCUGCUAUUACAUCUAAUUCUUUAUUGGACACUACAGCUUCAUUAAGUGAUCACUUAAUUAUUGCUGUAUUGAGUUUGUUACAAAAAGAAGUUGGCGAACACACUAAUAGACAUUUACCACAUUAUUUCUCCUUUUUCUACAUGUAUUGUAAUCUAGGAAUGGCAGAAAAACAACAACUUCUAAAGUUAAAUGUUGCUGCAAUAUUUAUUUUAGUAGCUAUUGAUGAGGGCCCAGGUGGGUCUAAUAUAAAAUAUCAACCUAAUGAAAUCAACAAACUACACUCUGUGAUAUCAAUAUUAGUCCGAUGUUGUGAUUGUACAGAAAAAUGUGUAUCAUCUGCUCCUGGUACUCCUUUCCUACCAAAUCCAUUUGCAGAAUGUCAACCAUACCUAAGAAAAGUUCCUCAGCAAGUUAGAGAUUGUCUAUUUGGUCGAAUUUGUUAUUUGAAAAAACUUAUUGACAAUUCUCAAAUGAAUGAAGAAAGUAUGAAAAUGCUGCAAUUUGUGUGUUGGGAGAAUCCACAGAGUAGUAGUAUGGUUCUGACUGAAAUUUUAUGGCAUAUUAUGUAUACUUACUGUCAAGAACUUAAAUUUUAUUUGGAUUUACUAUUUGUUAUAUUAAGUAUUGAAGAUUCAUGGCAAGUAUUGCGUAUUCAAAAUGCCAUGACUGGAAAUGAAGAUAGAGAAGGUGUACUUGACACAAUAUUGCGUCACAAAAAUCAAUAUCAAAGAAGAUCGUAUCAAUGUAUAAAAGGCUUAGUUGGUUUAUUUAUGAGGAUACCAAUGGCCCACAAAGUUGUUUUACAACACAUUGAUCUCAAAAGAAAAUGGAUGGAUGCUGUUGAUUGGUUACAAGAAGAACUUAAUAGAAAAACACUGACUGGAAGCCAGUACAAUACAUAUAAUAGCUGGACACCCCAGUCUAAUGAAAAUACCAAUAGCUUCUUUUUGGAAAGGUCAACUAGUGCUCGUAAAGUCCUUCAAAAAGCGUACGAAUUUUGUCCAUCUGAGGAUUUUUUGGCUCCUACAACAUUGACAACACAGGGAAUAGAAGACUCUUCUGAUGAUGGUGACGAAGUAGAAAUGCCACAUGCUGCUGAUACAUUGACAACUCUGGUAACUGAACCUUUACAAGUUGUACCAGACAUUGUACCCGAGAAUGAUGAUGAUUAUGAUGCACCCGUUCCUAUUGAAUUCAACAGUGUUGAUGAUUUUGAUAAUGGUGAAAGCAUUAAUGUCGAAUUGGUGAGCACUCAAAUUGUUGAAUCAUCAACAGAUAUGCACUAA